This is a messenger RNA of Daucus carota subsp. sativus, 534 nucleotides long. RefSeq names its product non-specific lipid-transfer protein. The transcript is spliced from 3 exons. Gene Ontology annotation, cellular component: membrane. Lineage: Eukaryota; Viridiplantae; Streptophyta; Magnoliopsida; Apiales; Apiaceae. The record is from RefSeq and is a predicted model, not a curated record. The coding region runs from base 1 to 534 and encodes 177 amino acids. Gene Ontology annotation, molecular function: lipid binding. Gene Ontology annotation, biological process: lipid transport.
AUGGGAGUUCUAAGAUCCAGCUUUGUAGCCAUGAUGGUGAUGUACAUGGUCUUAGCAACCACACCAAAUGCUGAAGCCGUACUCACAUGCGGGCAGGUGACUGGAGCCCUGGCCCCGUGCCUGGGUUACCUGAGGAGCCAGGUAAACGUUCCAGUCCCGCUAACCUGUUGCAAUGGUGUGAGGGGACUCAAUAACGCUGCACGGACCACACUCGACAAGCGCACCGCUUGCGGCUGCCUCAAGCAAACUGCUAAUGCCGUCACUGGCCUCAACUUGAACGCUGCUGCUGGCCUCCCUGCUAGAUGUGGUGUCAACAUUCCUUACAAAAUCAGCCCCACCACCGAUUGUAACAGAGGGAGUGUGUCAAGCAACUCUAGGACUUGCUCUAAACACUUGAAAAUGGAGGUUUUAAAGGCUUUCUUUAAAAUAAAAGUAGUGCACAUAGUUGUGGCACUUGCACCAAAUGUGAUAUUAGCCGAAGAUGUGAUCAGGAUUUUGGAAAGAGACUUUUUGGGUUUUCUUAUGAGACUUUAA